AUGGAGCACGGCGGGCAUGAACACGGUCAUGCUGACAAUGGUGGACAUGGCAUGGAUAUGGCUAUGUCGAUGGUCUUCACCGCGAGCACCAAGGUUACGCUCCUUUUCAGCUGGUGGUCAACGACCACAGUUACAUCAUAUAUCUUUACAUUGUUGUUUCUCUUCCUUCUCGCGUUGUUUAACCGUUUCCUGGGCAUUUUGAAGCUUCGGCUCGACCUGAAACGAGCCGAUCCAACCCAAGACCUAUUCAAAGUGCCCAAGUUGAAUUUGCCGCCGUCUCGCUGGCCUCGAAAUCGAAAGUCGAAGGGUCGUGUCAGUCCUCUCCCACGAGACGUGGAGAUUAAUGACGACGACACCGACCGUUACGGUGUUUUCCAUUCGGCUCCCCUUUUGGCACCCACCUCACAGCUCUACUCCGAAGAAUCGCACACCGUUGCUUCUCAUCGUACUUCGCUUGGCCCUUGCGGAAGAUGGAGUUUGCGGCAAGAUGGGACGAGCGCUCUACUUGAGGGGCUUCGCGCGCUCUUUGGGUAUGCAUUAAUGUUGGCGGUCAUGACAUACAACGUUGGUGUCCUUUGUGCUGUUCUUGCGGGUAUUCUGGUGGGCGAGCUGUUCUUGGGCCGUUAUUCUCCACCGUCGUCUGGGUGGCAGGAUGGAGCAUGUCAUGAUAGCUAG
This is a messenger RNA of Penicillium cinerascens, 675 nucleotides long. It is a transcript of the gene crmD, whose product is annotated as putative copper transporter crmD. Gene Ontology annotation, cellular component: plasma membrane. The transcript has 2 exons. Gene Ontology annotation, biological process: intracellular copper ion homeostasis; copper ion transmembrane transport. Gene Ontology annotation, molecular function: copper ion transmembrane transporter activity. Lineage: Eukaryota; Fungi; Ascomycota; Eurotiomycetes; Eurotiales; Aspergillaceae. Bases 1 to 675 code for a protein of 224 amino acids. The record is from RefSeq and is a predicted model, not a curated record.